This is a messenger RNA of Arvicanthis niloticus (Nile rat), 4382 nucleotides long. Lineage: Eukaryota; Metazoa; Chordata; Mammalia; Rodentia; Muridae. The record is from RefSeq and is a predicted model, not a curated record.
CACAAGCAUCAGUCCUGAGCCUCAAUUUAGAAGCAGUCCUCAUGCAGUCCUCAAGGUACUGACCGCCUGACUGAAAAGCCACCAUGCAGACAGCCCAGAGCUCUUGCCCUGGCAGCCCCCCAGAUACUGAGGAUGGCUGGGAGCCAGUCCUGUGCAGGGGAGAGGUCAACUUUGGAGGGUCUGGGAAGAAGCGAGGCAAGUUUGUGAAGGUGCCAAGCAGUGUGGCCCCCUCCAUGCUCUUUGAACUCCUGCUCACUGAGUGGCACCUGCCAGCCCCGAACCUGGUGGUGUCCCUGGUGGGUGAGGAACGGCCUUUUGCUAUGAAGUCCUGGCUUCGGGAUGUCCUGCGCAAGGGACUGGUGAAAGCAGCUCAGAGCACAGGCGCCUGGAUCCUGACCAGUGCCCUCCAUGUGGGCCUGGCCCGCCAUGUUGGACAAGCCGUACGUGAUCACUCUCUGGCUAGCACGUCCACCAAGGUCCGUGUGGUGGCCAUCGGAAUGGCCUCUCUGGAUCGAAUCCUUCACCGUCAACUUCUAGAUGGUGUCCAGGAAGAUACUCCCAUCCACUACCCAGCAGAUGAGGGCAGCAUUCAGGGACCCCUCUGCCCCCUGGACAGCAAUCUUUCUCACUUCAUCCUUGUGGAGCCAGGCGCCCUUGGGAGUGGGAACGAUGGAUUGGCAGAGCUGCAGCUGAGCCUGGAGAAGCACAUCUCUCAGCAGAGGACAGGUUAUGGGGGCACCAGCAGUAUCCAGAUACCUGUCCUCUGCCUGCUGGUUAAUGGUGACCCCAGCACCCUAGAGAGGAUUUCAAGGGCAGUGGAGCAGGCUGCCCCAUGGCUGAUCCUGGCAGGUUCUGGGGGCAUUGCUGAUAUACUCGCUGCCCUGGUGAGCCAGCCUCAUCUCCUGGUGCCACAGGUGGCUGAGAAGCAGUUCAGAGAGAAAUUCCCCAGCGAGUGUUUCUCUUGGGAAGCCAUUGUACACUGGACAGAGCUGCUACAGAACAUUGCUGCACACCCCCACCUACUCACAGUGUACGACUUCGAGCAGGAGGGUUCUGAGGACCUGGAUACCGUCAUCCUCAAGGCACUUGUGAAAGCCUGCAAGAGCCACAGCCAAGAAGCCCAAGACUACCUAGAUGAGCUCAAGUUAGCAGUGGCCUGGGAUCGCGUGGACAUUGCCAAGAGUGAAAUCUUCAAUGGGGACGUGGAAUGGAAGUCCUGUGACUUGGAAGAAGUGAUGACAGAUGCCUUAGUGAGCAACAAGCCUGACUUCGUACGCCUCUUUGUGGACAGCGGUGCUGACAUGGCAGAGUUCUUGACCUAUGGGCGGCUGCAGCAGCUUUACCACUCUGUGUCCCCCAAGAGCCUCCUCUUUGAACUGCUGCAGCGUAAGCAUGAGGAGGGGCGGUUGACACUGGCUGGCCUGGGUGCCCAGCAGGCCCGGGAGCUGCCCAUUGGUCUGCCUGCCUUCUCACUCCACGAGGUCUCCCGUGUACUCAAAGAUUUCCUGCAUGACGCCUGCCGUGGCUUCUACCAGGAUGGGCGCAGGAUGGAGGAGAGAGGGCCACCCAAGCGGCCUGCAGGCCAGAAAUGGCUGCCAGACCUCAGUCGGAAGAGUGAAGACCCUUGGAGGGACCUGUUCCUCUGGGCUGUGCUGCAGAAUCGUUAUGAGAUGGCCACAUAUUUCUGGGCCAUGGGCCGGGAGGGUGUGGCUGCUGCUCUGGCUGCCUGCAAGAUCAUAAAGGAAAUGUCCCACCUGGAGAAAGAGGCAGAGGUGGCCCGCACCAUGCGUGAGGCCAAGUAUGAGCAGCUGGCCCUGGAUCUUUUCUCAGAGUGCUACAGCAACAGUGAGGACCGUGCCUUUGCCCUCCUGGUGCGUAGGAACCACAGCUGGAGCAGGACCACUUGCCUGCACCUGGCCACUGAAGCUGAUGCCAAGGCCUUCUUUGCCCAUGAUGGUGUGCAAGCAUUCCUGACCAAGAUCUGGUGGGGAGACAUGGCCACAGGCACACCCAUCCUACGGCUUCUGGGUGCCUUCACCUGCCCAGCCCUCAUCUACACAAACCUCAUCUCCUUCAGUGAGGAUGCCCCGCAGAGGAUGAACCUGGAAGACUUGCAGGAGACAGACAGCUUGGAUAUGGAAAAAAGCUUCCUAUGCAGCCAGGGUGGCCAAUUGGAGAAGCUAACAGAGGCACCAAGGACUCCAGGCAAUCUAGGCCCACAAGCUGCCUUCCUGCUCACACGAUGGAGGAAGUUCUGGGGCGCUCCCGUGACUGUGUUCCUGGGGAAUGUGGUCAUGUACUUCGCAUUCCUCUUCCUGUUCACCUAUGUCCUGCUGGUGGAUUUCAGGCCACCACCCCAGGGGCCAUCUGGAUCUGAGGUUACCCUCUAUUUCUGGGUGUUCACACUGGUGCUGGAGGAAAUCCGACAGGGCUUCUUCACAAACGAGGACACACACUUGGUGAAGAAGUUCACUCUGUACGUGGAAGACAACUGGAACAAGUGUGACAUGGUGGCCAUCUUCCUGUUCAUUGUUGGUGUCACCUGUAGAAUGGUGCCCUCGGUGUUUGAGGCCGGCCGGACUGUUCUGGCCAUUGACUUCAUGGUGUUCACACUUCGGCUCAUCCACAUCUUUGCUAUUCACAAGCAGUUGGGUCCUAAGAUCAUCAUUGUAGAACGGAUGAUGAAGGAUGUCUUCUUCUUCCUCUUCUUCCUGAGUGUGUGGCUCGUGGCCUAUGGUGUGACCACUCAGGCCCUGCUGCACCCCCAUGAUGGCCGCCUGGAGUGGAUUUUCCGCCGUGUGCUCUACAGGCCUUACCUGCAGAUAUUUGGGCAAAUCCCUCUGGAUGAAAUUGAUGAGGCCCGUGUGAACUGUUCUCUUCACCCUCUGCUGCUGGAAAGCUCAGCUUCCUGCCCUAAUCUCUAUGCCAACUGGCUGGUCAUCCUCCUGCUGGUUACCUUCCUGCUCGUCACUAAUGUGCUACUUAUGAACCUUCUGAUCGCUAUGUUCAGCUACACAUUUCAGGUGGUGCAAGGCAAUGCAGACAUGUUCUGGAAGUUUCAACGCUACCACCUCAUCGUUGAAUACCACGGACGACCAGCUCUGGCCCCGCCCUUCAUCCUGCUCAGCCACCUGAGCUUGGUGCUCAAGCAGGUCUUCAGGAAGGAAGCCCAGCACAAACGGCAACACCUGGAGAGAGACUUGCCUGACCCUUUGGACCAGAAGAUCAUUACCUGGGAAACUGUUCAAAAGGAGAACUUCCUGAGUACCAUGGAGAAACGGAGGAGGGACAGCGAGGGGGAGGUGCUGAGGAAAACGGCACACAGAGUGGACUUGAUUGCCAAAUACAUCGGGGGGCUGAGAGAGCAAGAAAAGAGGAUCAAGUGUCUGGAAUCACAGGCCAACUACUGUAUGCUCCUCUUGUCCUCCAUGACUGAUACACUGGCUCCAGGAGGCACCUACUCAAGCUCUCAGAACUGUGGUCGCAGGAGUCAGCCAGCCUCUGCUAGAGACAGGGAGUACCUAGAGGCUGGCUUGCCACCCUCAGACACCUGAAAUGGAGAAACCACUUGCCCUAGAGCCCCAGACCUGGCCAAGUUGAGCUUUUGGGUCACAUCAACCUUCCCCUACUCCCAGCAUCCUGGAGAAAUGGUCUUCAAGACCUUGCUCUAGACCACUUCUUGGACAUCCUUUCUAUGAAAAUGAAACUCAUGUCUUUGGCAUCUAUCUGGGAGCCCCAGAGGUAUUCUCUCCAGCAGGGGAAGCUUUUUCAUGUCCUACCUAAAGCUUUCACCAGCUUGGACUGGACAGCUGGAAUCGGCCAAGUCCCACACAGGAGGACACCAUCUGCCUGGAUGGGGCUACUUAGGUCUAGCCUCUGUCUUACCCUGAGUUCCUAAGAAGCCAACCUCUUAAACACUAGAGGUUUCCUUCUUGUCCUCUAACCCAUUCCUCAACAGCCAACCAGCUUCUAGAGGGCAAGACUUGGAUCUACUGUAAUCAACUCCCAUUUUUCAGCCCCCACGGCAUUAUUUGUGUGAUCAUUCUGGUAUGUACCCCAAGACACUGCUCAAGGGUACCCAAUGCUAUUUUAAUUUCUAUAAAGCCUGCAGAUCUCACCACAACUCAACUAAACUGGACCACAGGGGUGGCUAAACCAACAUUUCAAACAUCUGGGGAACAUGGAGGGUUAUCUGACCCAAUGAAUGGCAUCUCCAUUCCUUCCAUUGUUCCUCAAACUAAAUGACCACCCAGGUCCUUUUUAGGGGAACUCAGAGAAUGGGGACUACAGAGGCUGGGGCAGACCUGAUGCUUAGCAGGCCAGGCUAGCUAACCUGGUCCAAGUCCAUGGCUUCCACAUGAAAUACUCAUGCAUCCUUGCUG